GUCCAGAGUGCCAUCAUAUCAGGUGGCAACGUAUAUCAGGUAUAGCGAAAAACAACAGCUACUAAACAUGCAACUUGUGUUUCUUCUGGUCUGUUUGUUUGUUAAACCAGGUAAGACCUCUCAUAUGUUCUACUGUAUAUUGGUUAAUAUUAAGUAUGUAUUGUAUUAGGGCAGAAUCCUAACUGGAGAUCUGCACCGUAACUAAAUGUUUUUUGCAUGUAUCCCUAUUUACAUAAUUUACGCAAAAGUUGAAGUUAAGUGCAUGGGAUCUCAAAUUAGGAUUUGGGCCUUUUAAUGAUUACAGUCAUCACAACAAAUGUAUUUGCUGUGUCACAGCAAAGAGAAAGACAACAUUUACAUUUACAUUUUAGUCAUUUAGCAGACGCUCUUAUCCAGAGCGACUUACAGGAGCAAUUAGGGUUAAGUGCCUUGCUCAAGGGCACAUCAACAGAUUUUUCACCUAGUCGGCUCGGGGAUUAGAACCAGCGACCUUUCGGUUACUGGCACAACGCUCUUAACCACUAAGCUACCCAUUAAAAUAUAAGUUGUGACACCAGUUGGUGAGUACAGUGUAGUUAAGGCUAAAAGAGUCAAUUUCGUACAGUAAGUGUUCCAUUUACAAUCGCCCACUCUAACCAUUGUCUCAUUGUCUCUUUUAGCAGCUUUUCUUCAGUCGAAGCGAAGGGUCGAAUUGAACUUCCUGAUUGGAGCUCCAGUCAUGCUUGUUGGUCAGAAAGUCCAAAUGCAUUGUAUGGGAUCAUUGGAUGAGAAGAAAUACAGCUGGUACCAUCUGAACCAAACCACAUCUAUGAACAUUGACAGUAACCUGACUCUACUUGUCACCACUGAGGACUCUGGAGAAUACAAGUGUUCAGGUUAUUACAAUGGAACAGUGUACUACAGUAAUGCUGUACACCUGACAGUAGUAGGUACAUGACUGGAAGUUAUUCUAAAUCAUAAAAGUCCCAUUAACUUCAUAGUUAUCAAGAAACAAAUAGUUAAUUUUCAUGGGAUGUUUGUGGAUGCUAGAAUAUGGGAUUGUGUUUAUCAACCUUUUCCACCCACUAAUUAUUUUCCCGUCCCAGCGGAACAUACACAGCCAACACCAAGGCAACCCCAAAUAGCUUCCCUGACUUUUGAGAGAAAACCCUACUUAUUUAGAGACACAAAGGGAUGGCAGGGACUGCAGUUAAAGCCACAUCUCCUGUUGGAAAACCACUAAGACGAGAGAAGCAUAGCAGGCAGGGAGUGAGUUGAACAGUUCAGCCAGGCUUCAUUCUUUUGACUGGUUUUCACCGGAGCAGAACAUAGCACAGUUAUGUGAGUGUUUAUAGUAACAGCCCCGUCCCCUGGCUAGGAUAAUGACCAAGCACUUCCACCCUUCUGCACCCCCCCCCCCCCCCCCCUCUAUUCUAUCCUUCUACAAUUUUCAUAUCCCCCUCUCCCUCUCCCACCCCCUCUAUCCAUCUACAAUAUACACCCCCCCCCCCCAAACCACAGUGUGUUCAUGGUGUGUCACAUGUAGUGCAGUCAGGCUAGAGGGGUAUGGAUAAUGUGGUUGAGGCUAAGUUUAUGGGGUCAAACUAUGGUUACGUUAAUUUUGAUUCAAAUAAGUGGGUGCUAUCUGGAACCUUAAUGGGUUCUUCGGCUGUCCCCAUAGAAUAACCCUUUUUGGUUUCAGGUACAACCCGUUUGGUUCCAGGAAUAAGUUUUUUGUGUUCCAUGUAGAACUCUUUCCAAAGAGGGUUCUACCUGGAACCCACAAGGGUUCUACCUGGAACCAAAAUGGGUUCUCCUAUAGGGACAGCCAAAGAACCCUUUGGAACCCUUUUCUAAGAGUUUAGUCUGGAUCUGUAAUUUGUGUGUAUAUUUCAGUACCACAAAGUAGUUAUCCAUGUCCCCUCCUAUCUCCCUAGAGAGACUCUCCAAUGUGUCUGUGUCAUCCACACCCAAGGACCUGGUAACCAUGGAGGGGCAGAGUGUCACCCUGUACUGUCAAGCCACCUCCCACCCUCCCUCUGUCGUCUGGAGCUGGAGCAGGUUGGAUGAGCAGGGUGGGUGGCAGGAAGUGGGCAUCGGGCGAGAGCUGACCCUGAGACUGGCAAGGGAGAGUGGGCAGUACUUUUGCCAGGCUCACAGCAAGAUCUUGGUCCUGACGCAGCAGCAACAAAGCCCCUUCCACACAGUCUGUAUCCUCUACUUCCCCAUGACUGGUAAUCUACUCAUCCAUCAUAACAUCCACCUUGUUUCUCAUAUGUUUCCAAUACAUUUAGCUUCCUCUCAGCUCAAGAUGGAAAACAGCUCAGUUUGAGGAAAUGAUGAACGAUAAUGAGAUUUGUUCCAUUAGUAGAGAAUUGCAGCUGAUGAGGAAGAUGUGUGGUAAUGGUGGUGUGAGAGUGACAAUGUACCAAAAUAAAAUAUAAUGUACUGGGAUGGUGCCUCUCACAUUAUCAUGUCAUUAUUCUGGCUUUAUAACAUUGGAUUGCAUUUAUCAAUAGUUGUAUGUUGUCGAACCCUACUAUUCAAUGUACACUACCAGUGGACACACCUACAUUGUAUGAAGACAUCAAAACUAUGAAAUAACACAAUUUGGAAUCAUGUAGUAACCAAAAAAGUGUUGAACAAAUCAAAAUAUAUUUUAUAUUUGAGAUUCUUCUAAAUAGCCACCCUUUGCCUUGAUGACAGCUUUGCACACUUGACAUUCUCUCAACCAGCUUCAUGAGGUACUCACCUGGAAUGCAUUUCAAUUAACAGGUGUGCCUUCUUAAAAGUUAAUUUGUGGAAUUUCUUUCCUUCUUAAUGCGUUUGAGCCAAUCAGUUGUGUAAGUGACAAGGAAGAUGGACCUAUUUGGUAAAAUACCAAGUGCAUAUUAUGGCAAGAACAGCUCAAAUAAGCAAAGAGAAAAGACAGUCCAUCAUUACUUCAAGACAUGAAGGUCAGUCAAUACGGAACAUUUCAAGAAGCAAAUAAAUGUUUCACAGAGUUCAAGUAACAGACAUAUCAGAACAUCAACUGUUCAGAGGAGACCGUGUGAAUCAGGCCUUCCUGGUCGAAUUGCUGCAAAUAAACCACUACUAAAGGACACCAAUAAGAAGAAGAGACUUGCUUGGGCCAAGAAACACGAGCAAUGGACAUUAGACCGGUGGAAAUGUGUCCUUUGGUCUGGAGUCCAAAUUUGAGAUUUUCGGUUCCAACCGCCCUGUCUUUGUGAGACGCGGUGUGGGUGAACGGAUGAUCUCCGCAUGUGUAUUUCCUACCGUAAAGCAUGGAGGAGGAGGCAUUAUGGUGUGGGGGUGCUUUGCUGGUGACACUGUCUGUGAUUUAUUUAGAAUUCAAGGCACACUUAACCAGCAUGGCUACCACAGCAUUCUGCAUCAAUACACCGUCAAAUCUGGUUUGGGCUUAGUGGGACUAUCAUUGGUUUCUCAACAGGACAAUGACCCAACACACCUCCAAGCUGUGUAAGGGCUAUUUUACCAAGAAGGAGAGUGAUGGAGUGCUGCAUCAGAUGACCUGGCCUCCACAAGAUGGUAUGGGAUGAGUCGGACCGCAGAGUGAAGGAAAAGCAGCCAACAAGUGCUCAGCAUAUGUGGGAACUUCAAGACUGUUUGAAAAGCAUUCCAGGUGAAGCUGGUUGAAAGAAUGCCAAGAGUGUGCAAAGCUGUCAUCAAGGCAGUAUCAAGGAUACUAAAAUAUAUUUUGAUUGGUUUAACACUUUUUUGGUUACUACAUGAUUCCAAAUGUGUUAUUUCAUCGUUUUGAUGUCUUCACUAUUAUUCAACAAUGUAGAAAAUAGUAAAAAUAAAGAAAAACCCUGGAAUGAGUAGGUGUCCAAACUUUUGACUGGUACUGUAUGUAUCAAUUUUUGAUGCACAGUAGUACUUUAUAGCAUAGGUUUGUAACGUUUUUGAUGUUAGUGUAAGCCUGUGGCACAUCAAUGUCAAUACAAUUCAAUUGAGUGCUCCUCUUCUUCCCUUAGGCAGUGUGUAUGCAGGAGUGGCAGGGUUGGUACUGGUUCUCCUUGCCUGGGUCUUACUGCUCUUGGUGCUGCUGUGGUUCUGGAGGCAGGCCAAAGAGAGGGCCGGUCAAGAGACCCUGGCCAUCAAUAGUGCACCGGCCAAAGGUGAGUGACACUGUCAAGUAUACUGCACCAUAUCAACAGUUCUGCCAAGUCUUCAGCUAUACUACAGAAUUAUAAUUGUAAUAUGAAGGCUACUGUAGUUACAGGAAGUAAUGGGUUGUUAUUUAGCCAACCCAAGUAGAGGCACCUGUGAUUCAAUCUAUGAUUCAAUUUGUAAAUGACCAAAAUAUAGGACUAUAGUAGGUUUCUGAAAAGCCUACAAUGUUCAUUCGUGCAUUGUGAGUGUUGGUUUAACAUACUGUGAUGUAUUUUCCAUGUACUUCCAGGAUUUACUGGACCUGCAAAACCACCAAAGUAAGAGUAUGAUGAAGAAUCAUAUCUGUGUGUUUUACAUGUGUCUUCCUGUGUAUGAGAUUAUAAUUAGCUGAUCACUAUGUUGAUCAUGUGUCUGCUGUCAUCCACUAGGGGGAGGAGUCAGCCCCAGGCCCAGGCUGGGGAUGAGGGAGAAAUCUACAUGAACUGUGGUGAAACCAACCAAGCCUACAGCGACCUGUGCCCCGCCUACAUGACAGGGGAUGAUACCUACGCUACCUUGGGCUGAUACCUACACCACCUUGGGAUGAUAUCUACACCACCUUGGGA
This is a messenger RNA of Coregonus sp. 'balchen', 4724 nucleotides long. The record is from the annotation of a GenBank genome assembly. Lineage: Eukaryota; Metazoa; Chordata; Actinopteri; Salmoniformes; Salmonidae.